AUGGAAAUUCAGCCCCAACAGAGCUAUUCUGAUCUAUUUCGCCUCACCCAUGAUGGUACAGGAAGCUCUCUCAAGGUUUCGACUGAAUGGAGAAGCUCUAAGGUUACCCAGAUUGAGUACAGCGCUUGUUUUGGAAACGAAAGCAACAUCGAUUGUGGCCCUCCUAAUAUGAUCUAUUAUGACCUUUCGAAGAUCAAUGACCCAUCCAAUGCCGAGUAUAGUGUCCGCAUUGAGCCCAGCUUUGCUUGUUGGCAUGAAGUCGGUGGAGAUGAAUGGGAUUCUGGGCCGAUUGUAGCGGACGGCGGUUGA
Messenger RNA from Penicillium bovifimosum, 309 nucleotides. RefSeq lists its product as uncharacterized. The transcript is spliced from 2 exons. Bases 1 to 309 code for a protein of 102 amino acids. The record is from RefSeq and is a predicted model, not a curated record. NCBI's taxonomy places the organism in Eukaryota, Fungi, Ascomycota, Eurotiomycetes, Eurotiales, Aspergillaceae.